CUGCAGCGAGCCGCCGAGCGAGCCUUGGCGGGGAGCCUCUGUCAGCCCCCGGCGGGUCUGGAGGGUGCCAGCCGCCCCGCGGAGCCAUGCCUGGGGCUGCGGGGCCAGCCUGGGGCUCCCCGGCUCCUUUCCUGCUGCUGCUGCUGCGGUUUCUCCCCGCCCUGGAGGCAGCAGGCUGGAGAGGAGAAAACAACACUGUUGGCCCACAGCUGUACCAGGAAGAAAUAACGCUGCAGUGGAAAGCCACAGGAAGCGUGAAGCACCCAUUCAAAGCCGAAGUCCAGAUGACCGUCGAGGGGAGAGAGCUCAUCCUGGAUGUUGAGAAGAAUGAGCACCUCUUUGCCCCAGGCUACACUGAAACCCACUAUACCCAGACUGGAAGGCCCCACACCAUCACUUUCAACCACACAGACCAUUGCUUCUACCAUGGUGUUGUGCGAGGCCUGGAACAAUCCAGCGUCACACUCAGCACGUGCAAAGGGCUACGUGGUCUUAUAGUACUGAGCAGCAACCUCAGUUACAUCUUGGAGCCGGUCCCCGAUAGCCAGGAUCAACACUUGAUCUACCGAUCAGAACAUUUGAGGCUUCCCAAGGGGACCUGUGGAUAUCUGCACAAAGAGCCCACAACCACACACUUGCUCAACACAUUGACAGGCCGGGCCACAGCACACCAUCACAGGGUGAAGCGGGAGGAUUUGCAGUCUACGAAGUACGUGGAGUUGCUGCUGGUGGCUGAUUAUGCAGAGUUUCAGAAGAAUAACUAUGACCUUCAAAUAACGAAGAAUAAACUAGUGGAGGUUGCUAAUUACGUAGAUAAGUUUUACAAGUCCCUGAACAUUCGGAUUGCCCUGGUGGGGCUGGAGGUCUGGACUGACCGAAAUAAGUGCGAUAUAUCCGAGAAUUCACAUUCCACCCUUUGGUCCUUCCUUGCUUGGAGGCGCAAGCUGCUAGCCCGCAAAAAGCACGACAAUGCCCAGUUAAUCACUGGGAUGUCGUUCCAGGGCACCACAAUCGGCUUAGCUCCACUGAUGGCCAUGUGCUCCGAUUUCCAAUCUGGAGGGGUGAACAUGGAUCACUCCGACAACCCCAUUGGCGUCGCUGCCACCGUGGCCCAUGAGAUGGGCCACAACUUGGGCAUGAGCCACGACUCGGCUGGCUGCUGUGCCGCCCGGGCUGACGACGGAGGCUGCAUCAUGGCUGCCGCCACGGGGCAUCCGUUCCCCAGGGUAUUCAACACGUGCAAUCGGAAGGAGCUGGACAGGUACCUGCAGUCCGGCGGAGGGAUAUGUCUCUCCAACAUGCCAGACCCCAAUACUUUAUACGGAGGGAAGAGGUGCGGAAACGGUUACCUGGAAGAUGGGGAGGAAUGUGACUGCGGAGAAGUGGAGGAGUGCAAUAAUCCCUGCUGCAACGCCAUCGAUUGCUCCCUGAAGCCUGGCGCCGAGUGUGCGCAUGGAACCUGCUGUCACCAGUGCAAGCUGAUGGCUCCAGGAACUCUCUGCAGGGAGACGUCGAGACCCUGUGACCUGCCAGAGCACUGCACUGGCAAGUCAGCAUUCUGCCCCGCCAACUUCUACCAAAUGGACGGCACGCCGUGUGCAGGAAGGAGGGCGUAUUGCUACGUUGGCAUGUGUCUCACGUACGAGCAGCAGUGCGUGGAGCUCUGGGGGCCCGGAGCAAGGCCCGCACCUGACCUGUGCUUUGAGAAGGUUAACGCUGCCGGCGACACCUACGGGAACUGCGGGAAGGAUGUCUACGGCAGAUACAGGAAGUGUGAAACGAGAGACGCGAAAUGCGGGAAGAUACAGUGCCAGAGCUCUGCUUCCAAGCCGCUGGAGUCCAGAGCUGUCUCGAUAGACACCACCAUCACGGUGGAGGGAAGGCCGAUCAAGUGUCGGGGGACCCACGUGUAUGGUGCUGAAGAGAGUGAAGGGGAUAUGCUAGACCCUGGCCUGGUGAUGACGGGAACAAAGUGUGGGAACAAUCAUGUUUGCUUCGAGGGACACUGCAGGAACACAUCCAUCUUUGACUCUGAAGGCUGUCGGAAGAAGUGCCAUGGGCGGGGAGUAUGCAACAGCAACAAGAACUGCCACUGCAACAAUGGAUGGGCGCCCCCGUUUUGCAACAAACCUGGGAACGGAGGCAGCCUGGACAGUGGGCCCUUGCCCCAAGAAAGCCUGGUUCCAGUGAUAGCAGGAGUCCUGGUUUCCAUCUUGCUUUUGAUCGGAAUAGCAGUUGCGUUUUGCUGCUAUAAAUGGAGGGACAGACUCAGGCCUCUAAAAGAGACCAUCAUCCCUUCAAAGAGGAGCCAACAGUUUGGCAGUGCCUCUGCUCCAGAUCAGUAUGGUGUAAACGGCCAUGCAAAUCCAGCCUUCAAGCUGAAAACCCCACAGGAACACAGAAAGGCUACCUCCACCCCAGAAAUCCCAUCGAAACCUGCUGUGCUUCACCCCAAACCUGCCCCAGAUCUCAAAACUAAUAUACAGCAACCACGUGCUUUCCCAGCUGGCCACAGCAACGACACCAGGAAAUCCCCUGGUCUGGUAUAUCAGAUAGAUGGGAUUCCGAAGGACACUGCGAGACGAAUUCCUCCAACCAGGCCAGCACCCCGUGCUCCAAAACUCAUAGUCCCACAGGACGCUGCUAGACCCCGCCCCCCACAGAAAGCUUUGCCGGCUAACCCCGUCCCUACUGGACCCAGGACUGUGCCAAAGAUGAACACCACAACGCUACCGCCACCUGCUGCUGGAAGGCGCCCAGGACGACACCCACCACCGGCGGAGAAUUCAACAGUGAAGCUAGCCGGAGGAGCGGACCCCUUGAAAAAAUGAUGGCCAGGCCCUCUGUGCCGCAGGGCUGGGGUCAUCCAGCCAAACAGGGAUUCUUUCCGUAUCGACUCAGGAUCUCACCAGGAACUGGAUGUCUUUGUCACCAGGAAGCAGAUACACAGGUCAUGUUCAGAGCUUGAUCUCCUCUCCCCUGGUCCCAUGUUCCCACCUGGCUCACUGGGCCACAUCCGGCCCUGCACAAAUGGAUGUCGCUAUCAUAGAAUCCUAGAAUAUCAGGGUUGGAAGGGACCUCAGGAGGUCAUCUAGUCCAACCCCCUGCUCAAAGCAGGACCAAUUCCCAACUAAAUCACAGUCCUAGUGUAGGCAGAUGCAACACCUAGUGACACCAGUGGGAAUUGCAUCAGUAUAUGCCAAGACUGAAUUUGGCCCACUGUGCCUUUGGCUUCCUGCAAUACAGGAGUUACUUGAUUAAAAUGGCAGUGACAUAUUAUUGUGCAAUGUAUAAUGCAGAAGAGGGGGGCUGGGGAGAGAGAGUGCUCCAUAUUUUAAAAAAUAUGACCUCACCCACCUAGUGUCUCUAAUAUCCUGGGACUGAGAUGGCUACACCGACACGCUAUAUUUCAUCAGUACGUUAGUGCUCCGGUGCUCAGUGAUCUGAAUUUGUCAGCUGCUGGACUUGACAGGCGGUGCUCUAAGGAUCACACCACUCUGCUUCCCUUGGUCUGUCCAGAGCAGGCACAGCUACAGAGCUAUCAAAGGCUUCAGUCCGUUCUGUUUCCCUGGGCAUUGACUGACUGGCCAGCAGCGGGGAAGGAAACAGUGGAAAAUAUGCCAUGCUGAAGUAACCUGGGCUGGAAACCUCCUCCCAACCAGACCAUCCCUAGCAAGACCCUUUCCAUCACGGCCAGUCGGUUGUAUUGCAUUAACCGCUUGAUUCCUCUGUCUUGUCUUGUUGAUGUAAGUGUAAGAUCUAGUGGCAUUUCCAGCUUGGUUUAUGUGCCCUUAUCAGUGUCGUUUGGACUUAGACUAGGUACUACAGAAAAACUCUCUAAAGAAAAUACAGGGUGAACAGUCAAAUGGAGUUAAAAUGAAGUCUGGCUGGUGGCACCUUCCUGCCAUAAUGCGGUACCACAGUUAACCAGACCCGUACACUUUCUGUAUAUAGCCCAUCAGCCUCCAUUCUGUGUUGAGCAAUACAGAGCAACACUGGGUACCUGGUCACCAGACUAACAAGAAACGUAACUUUAGAGCUUCCCAGUUGGGAGAGCAAUGGAAGAUUUCUAUGACACAUGGUGCUUUUGUUGGACAGCUGAUUGAAUCCAAACUCUCCUCUAAAUGGACCUCGUGGAGGCAGUUGUCCAUGUGCACUUUAAACUGAAGGUCCUAAUCCUAGGGCCUUAACAUUGUGAAUUUGUUGGGUUUUUUUAACUGAUUUAGGUUCCCACACAUUUUAUCUCAAGAUUUUAGAUUUGGGACAUUUUGUUCCCCCAGCAAUUUUUCCGUUUUCCUUGAAAUUACUUCAUGUGUGAGCAUCAGCAAUUCUGGAGCUAGAGACACAGAAGCUGUCAUAUCCGACUUAUUAUGACUAGAAGUCUUCAAGUCGAAUAGUCCAAGCUGCACAGUGUAAGAAAUCCUACGGUUUGCAAAAACCUGUUCUGGGUUGUGAUUCCAUUAUUGCUACCUGACCAUGAAGAAAUACCUCUGAACAUUCACAUUAGGUUUGGCUGGCAUCUAAAGAUGGACCGAGCCAUUUUUUGCAACAUUAGCAUUUCUUCCUCCUCAAGGUUCUAUAAGUAAACAAGGGCACUUUGUUCCCAUCCAGCUGUCUACUCAUUGCAAUGGUUAGUUUGGACCCUCUGCCGAGAUUUUCAUACUCCUUAAAAACCAACCAAUAAUGCCCCCCAAAUGGGGCUGUAAGUGACUCUCGCUACCCUUGAAAUGUUUUUCUCCACACCUGCUCCUGAUUACUGUCCACUGGCAUCAGUGCUUCAAUGCAAAGCAGCCAUUUGCAGUUUGACAAAAUCAAAGUAUUUUUAUAGGCCCUUCUUUAAUUGGAUAGUUUCCUUGCAAAAGACCCUGAAAGAAGGGUGAUAAAAAGGGAAUCGCACCAGCAGCCAGUUAUUUCUCAGAGGGUUUUUUUAUCUUCCAGUGAUUGUAACGGCCACCUUAGCUGGCUUUUCACCACUCUGUUUGUUUAUUGUUAUGAAUCAUAUUUAUUACGACAGUGCCAAGGCCCCAACCCCGAAUGAGCCCCCAUUGUGCAAGGAGUGGUAGACAGUCCCUGCCCCAAAGAGCUCACAGACUAGAUGGACACAGGGUGGGGGGAAAGGACACAUCAUGCAUUUAGGCCUCAAUCCCUAUCAGCACCAGAUGCACAUUUUGAACAUAGCUCGACAUCUUAUUAAAACUACACACACCCUUAUUCACUCCUGCAGACAGCGAACCCUCAGCUACAGCCUCUGGUUCUGAUCCGGGCCCACUGAAAUCCUUAGGAUACUUUCCAUUGCCUUCAAUGGGUGGGGGAUAGAGCCAGGGAACACAGAGCUCAGAAAACAACUGGACAUGCCCUGAAGCCUGAAGUUCUGGGAUAUUGUAAAGCCUCCAAAAGGGAACGCUCAGUAAAUCACGUUACAUUUCCGCGUGUGUGAGCUGAGUGAAUGAAGGUGGGGGAGAAACGAAAAUGUGAUUUUUUUUUUAAUUUUAUUUGGGAGAACAUAUACAAACUAUGUGUCACUUUCUCUUCGGUCCAUGUAUUGUUUACAAUAAUGCUCUCUCUGCACCUAUGCAAAUACUUGAAUAAUGCAAUUCAUUGUGCCUUUUGCCUAGUUUCUAUUGAAUAAAUUUGUUGUCAAUUGUCAUUGA
Molecule: messenger RNA, 5651 nt
Organism: Terrapene triunguis (Three-toed box turtle)
Lineage: Eukaryota; Metazoa; Chordata; Testudines; Emydidae
Gene: ADAM19
Product: ADAM metallopeptidase domain 19
Exons: 23
Coding region: 87-2831 (914 amino acids)
Biological process (GO): membrane protein ectodomain proteolysis
Molecular function (GO): metalloendopeptidase activity
Source: RefSeq, a predicted model, not a curated record